AUGACCAAAAAACCCGAGCAAAGGAAUGAAUUCCCCGAGCAGGAAGACGGCGAGGACCCGCAACAGAAUGCGAAACUCAAUCCGCAAACAGAAAGCUCGCUUUUCCAUAGACUGCCACAGGAGAUUCGAGACUGCAUCUGGACUCAGCUCUUCUCCUCUACCAGAUUUACUUUCGGAAAGACUCCAGCUAGCCGUAUCGGAAGGGUGAAUAUCAAACCUGCGCCGAACGGCCUCGCACUGCUUAGCACAUGUCGUCGAGCGUACCUCGAGAUUGGCGACUCAUGGCUUCGCCACGUCCUAUUCUGCUUCGAGACCAUCGAGACAAUGCUCGAUAAGCUUUCUGCCCUUUCUGUCGACACUCUCUCAAAAUUACGCUAUAUGAGAGUGCGCGGCGACACUCUUCUAUUGAACUACCCCGAGGAUGAGGGCUAUUAUCCCCUUGUCUGUGUUCUCAAGCUGCUUCCUGGUCUACAGCUUGACCAGCUUACUAUCCUCGGCGGCUUUGUGGAUCACAUCAGUUAUGGUUCACUCAACCGUCUUAUUAAGGACGGUAAUGGAUGGAAAACCCUACGUUACAUUAGCUACAGCUCAGCAAUGCUCGGGUUCCGGUCAGCAGAACACCUGCUGGGCUUCUGGGAGUAUCAAACGAAUUACUGGAGGAAGCCCCAACCAGCGCAGUGGCAAAAAAUCAUGGAAAGUCGUGACGGGGCAGCUUCCAACCCUUCGGUGACAGUCUACCGGGCCAAGGAGCCAGCCCAGUGCGGUUCUAUCCUUGACCCGAGUAGGCGGGCGAAAUUCGAACAGAAAGCGCCCCUUUCCCCGAACUUACCGGAGCACGUGUUCUUAGAAGACCGCGAACUACUGGCUGGGGACGAACAAAAGAAGGAACUGAUGGUGGUAGUGAGGAGGGGGCACGAUGUCGAGUACGAGGAAAUGGAGAGCUCGCCGUUGAUCGAAUCUGAUAUCCGGCGUGAUUUGCCGGGGAUGGAAUGGAAACAAAUCCGGGCUCGGCAUAUUGAUAACCCGAUUGAUGGCGAAGAUGAGGGUGGGGAUAAGGAUAAGGCUUGGCCAUUCAACGACAGAGAGAAUGAGCCCGCGAAGGCAGAUGUCUACAGGGAUGUUGACGAUUAUGUCUGGGCUUUGGGCCCCUGGGACCCCGAUCUAUGA
Messenger RNA from Dichotomopilus funicola, 1167 nucleotides. RefSeq lists its product as uncharacterized. The record is from RefSeq and is a predicted model, not a curated record. Bases 1 to 1167 code for a protein of 388 amino acids. The transcript has a single exon. Lineage: Eukaryota; Fungi; Ascomycota; Sordariomycetes; Sordariales; Chaetomiaceae.